UUAAGAAUAAAUAACUUUGAUGUCAAGUUACAUUUCGUUGACCCUUUCUUUGUGAUUCCAGCACGUACCGAGACUGUAAUUGAAUGUUCCAUUCGUAAUAAUAAUAAUCUUUCUGAAGGCGUUAUCUUAGAUCAACACUUAUCUAAGAAUUUAUUAAUCGCUAAUUGUAUAGUUAAAGUUAAGGAAAAUAAUCGUGUAAAUUUAACAGUUGCGAAUACUUCAGACAGACCGAUCACAGUGAAAUCAAGUUUAGACCUCGAUAUUGUACCCUUGCAUUUAGUAGCUUUCCAGAUGGACAAGAAUAAUCGUGAUAUAUCCGCGCGGACUAGAGAGGUAGUUAGUUUAUUAAGAAUCGAUCAUUUAAACACGGAGGAAUCCGAUUCCUUAAUAGAAUUAUGUAGCCGAUAUAUAGACAUUUUUCAUUUACCUGAUGACCAUCUAACUCAUACAACAGCCUUAGACCAUAAAAUCCAAACUUCCACUGAUGUCCCAGUCCAUACUAAAUCUUAUCGUUUCCCGGAGUGCCACAAGAAGGAGGUUGAAACUCAGAUCGAAAAAAUGCUCGAUCAGGGCAUUAUCGAACCGUCUCGCUCACCUUGGAGUUCGCCGAUAUGGGUGGUACCCAAGAAGGCGGACUCACUUGGUCGUCCGCAAUGGAGGGUUGUAAUCGAUUACCGUAAAUUAAAUAAUAUAACCAUUGGUGAAACAUACCCUAUACCCCAAAUCAAUGAAAUCCUUGACCAAUUAGGGAAGAGUAAAUAUUUUUCAACAUUAGAUUUAUGCUCUGGCUUCCAUCAGAUACUCAUGUCCCCAGCGGACGCGCCAAAGACCGCUUUUUCCGUCCCUCAAGGACACUUCCAGUUUAAUAGAAUGCCAUUUGGGCUUAAAAAUGCCCCAUCGACUUUCCAAAAGCUCAUGAACAAUUGCCUCUCCGGGCUUCAAGGUAACAGGUGUUUUGUUUACUUAGACGACAUCGUCAUCUAUUCAUAUGAUUUGAAAACUCAUAUCGAUAAUCUACAAGUCGUUUUUAACAGACUUAGAUCUUUUAAUCUUAAGCUUCAGCCCGAUAAGUGCCAAUUUCUUCGGAAGGAGGUAACUUAUUUGGGACAUGUUAUAGGAGAAGAAGGUGUUCGGCCAAACCCCGAUAAGGUAAAAUCCGUUGUAGAGUUCCCAAUUCCCAAAUCUCAAAAAGAUAUAAAGUCCUUUUUAGGAUUAGUAUCAUAUUAUCGUCGUUUUAUUCCUCAAUUCUCCAAGAUAGCAAAACCCUUAACCUCACUUUUGAAGAAGGAUGUUCCUUUCAAAUGGAUAGAUGAACAUGAGCUGGCAUUCGAAACCCUAAAAAAUAAACUCGUGAGCGCUCCCAUACUUACCUACCCUGAUUUUACCCAACCAUUCAUUCUAACUUGUGACGCUUCUAGUUUUGCCAUCUCUGCGAUCCUUUCCCAAGGUCGUAUCGGCCAAGAUCGUCCGAUCGCCUUUGCUUCACGAAGUCUUAAUAAAGCAGAAAAUAACUAUAGCGUAACGGAGAAGGAGUGCUUAGCAAUAGUGUUCGGAACCAAAGUUUUUAGGCCUUAUCUUUAUGGACAUCGAUUUACAAUCGUAACAGAUCACAAACCGUUGCAAUGGUUAUUUAAUUGCAAGGAUCCUGGAUCCCGUUUAGUUCGCUGGCGUCUUAAGUUAGAGGAAUUUGAGUACGACAUUCAAUAUAAGAAAGGUAAAAUUAAUGUUAAUGCAGAUGCUUUAUCAAGGUAUCCCGUGAAUCCUGUACAGCCCGAGGAUCCAUUAUGUCCUCAUCCCAACAAUACUGAUACUGAUGCUAAUGUAGAACCUCCUCCCGCUCUAGAUGGUGAUCUAAUGGAUUUACUUAUAAGUCCGCCUUCCUUCAAUCCUGACGAAAUCAACUUACCUUUUUCCCCGCCUAAUCUCGAUGACAUUACGUCUAUACCCUUACUAGAUCCUCCCGUCCUUGAACUGCCCACUCAAUCAGCAGCACCACCUUCUAGUGAUCUCGAGGCUAUACCUAUUGGACAACCAACAAUAGAACCUUCUCCCCAGCCCUCGACUAGCGCAUAUCCAGACUUACCUGUCGAUGACUAUUCCACAUGCUUAAAAGCAUUAUCAAAUAAAGAUAGAACUUUCAACACCAAAAUAGAAGAACACAACGGAAGUCUUAUGAAGUCCCCUACGAAAGUAAUCUUAGUUCCUAUCUCCAUCGAUUUAGAUGAAUCGAAUCCAUAUUUACAAGAAAUUAUAAGUAAUCCCGAAAUUUACAAUCAGUUACACCAAUCCGAAAGAGAGCUUUUCUCAUUCCAAAAGGUUGACUUAAAUAAUAAAACAUUUUACUUACUUUUCAUCAAGGUACAUCAUUUCGACGAGACCUCUUAUCCCGAAAUCUUCAUCACCCUGAGAACAAUCAGAGAUCAUCUCGUAGUACUCGAAAACGUUGACGAAAUAUCUAUAUCCGAUUUGAGAAACCCUUUUGAUAAGCAUUCAUUUCCUAAAAUCUAUAAUAUCCUUCUGUACCUUUUCCAUAAUACAUAUAUUACCAUCCGAAUCUAUCAUAAUAACAUCAUAUAUCCUACCCCUACUGAAAUCAAGAAAAUAUUGUAUGAUAACCAUGAUAUCCCGAUAGCCGGUCACUUAGGCUCAACACGCAUGUUUAGCAGAAUAAAAGAAACUUAUUACUGGAAGGGCAUGCGCGGCGAUAUCGAAUCCUAUGUAAAGGCCUGUAAGGCAUGCCAAGAGAAUAAGGCCCUUCGAAAGGUAAACCGUGCACCUAUGCAGAUUACAAGUACCUCGACGCAACCUUGCGAGAGAGUUUCACUUGAUAUAGUCGGCCCUUUACCCGAAUCCGGUCCAGCUAAACUAAAGUACAUCCUCACUGUGCAAGAUGAUCUAACAAAAUUUUCCUCUGCAUACCCUAUUCGCUCUACUAAUGCCUAUGAAACAAGUGAGUGCCUCCUUCAUUAUAUAUCUAUCUUCGGUAUUCCUAAAUAUAUUCUGACCGACCAGGGUACUAACUUUACUUCCGAUCUUUUUAAAGAAACUUGCAAAUUCCUUAAAAUCAAGAACCUAUGGUCGUCGCCAUAUCAUCCUCAGACACAGGGCGCGUUAGAGCGCAGUCACUCAACCCUAAAGGAAUACCUUAAGUCAUACGUAAAUGAGCAGCAAGAUAAUUGGCCCAGAUAUGUUUAUACUGCAAUGCACGCGUAUAAUACUAACGUCCAUUCUACAACACAUUUUUCUCCCCAUGAGUUGAUGUUCGGUAACAAACCAAUUCUACCUAACUCCAUCUUUUCUGAAGAACCAGGUACCACAUACUCAGAUUAUAUUCGCAUGCUUCAGCAUAGGUUAAAACAUUGUAGAGAAAAAGCCCUAGAGUUUAUAAGACGUUCAAAGGAAACAUCUAAAAAUUAUUAUGAUUCACGUACUCGUCCUAUCACUUAUAAGAUCGGUGAUUUUGUUUAUCUUAAAAAUCAUUUACGUUCAAGAAAAGCUCUAUCGCCCGUCUGGAAAGGGCCAUACAAGGUCAUAAAAGUUAAUGGCAACAAUACACUCACCUUAUUAAUAAACAGGCGUCACGUGAAACAUCAUUUUGAUGAGGUUAAAUUAGCCAGUAUUCCACCUGACUCUAACUAAACCACCUAAUUAAAUAAUUAAGUUAGGUAAACUAUUAUUUAAGAUAUAAUAUAGUAAUCGAUAAAUCUCUACAGUGCUGUCAACGGUCAUCAAAAUCUUGUUCGUCAGAUCACCUCGAGUCCAGGGAUAUAUUUUGAUCCAAUUGGCGGAUUAAAGAUCAACACCGGGUACUUAGAUAUUGUCACGCCUAUUGAUAUAUCGCACAUAGAGCCACAUAUAAAACAUAUAAAUUCAGUUCUAGGCACAAUUAGAUAUCUCUGUAAUCAAGCGCAAUUCGAAAUUAUUGAUAAUCCCGAAUGUCAUAGUACUUUAGAACCAUUGACUAUAAGGUACCAUGAUUUAAUUACGGAAUACUCUUCCAUAUCGCAUCUAACCGGUGCAAAUAAACAUAAACGCUCCCCUUGGUUGGGCGGAGUCGGUACUCUAUCAAAAAUUAUUUUCGGCACUUUAAAUGAAGACGACGCCAUAAGAUAUGAUAAUGCUAUUCGCAAUAGCGAAGACAAUACAAAGAGACUAGCUUCAUUAAUGAAAGAGAAUAUAUUGAUUACCUCUUCCUCACUAUCAAAAUUUAAUGAUACAUU
Zerene cesonia (dogface butterfly) is the source of this 4220-nucleotide messenger RNA. RefSeq lists its product as uncharacterized. Bases 292 to 3639 code for a protein of 1115 amino acids. Gene Ontology annotation, molecular function: nucleic acid binding. Gene Ontology annotation, biological process: DNA integration. The record is from RefSeq and is a predicted model, not a curated record. The transcript has a single exon. Lineage: Eukaryota; Metazoa; Arthropoda; Insecta; Lepidoptera; Pieridae.